AUGGAUUUACAAUUUAUAUUGACACCUCUUUUAAAGAGUUCAAUCGAUAGAAUUGUAAUGAAUGUACAUAAAUUAAAGAUCGAUAAAGAAACAAAAGAUCUAAUAGAUAGAUAUUCAAAUUCGACUAUUGACAAAUCAAAAUAUAUACCUUAUUCUCUCAUAAAAAAGAUUUCUGAAUUUUUAAAAGAGAUCUAUUUAGAAGAAGAACAACAAACAUCGAAUAAUAACACUGUACAAACAACCAAUGAACAAGAUAAACAAUCGAAUAAUAGUAAUAAUAUAGAAGUACCAUGUUUUCUACAAGAUAUAUUAAAAGGAUCAACAGUUUAUAUAGAACCAAAACCAGUUGAAAUCGAAGACCCCGAAAAGAUAGCGAAAAGACAAUAUUUACAAGGUUUAUACAAUGAGCAAAGAUAUAAAAAGAUGGUCAAGAACGUCGCUGGCGAGAGAGAGGAUGCUAUGGAACUUGGAUCGAUUUCAUCACAGGCAUCGAUCGGUCUGAAUAUUUUGGCUACAUUUUUCACACUUUUGGCAUGUGGACUGUUCCUCGGUGGAAAGAUGUGGGAUAGCUACGUACUAGGUUUGGCAUUGGGUCUGGCAUUCGGUAUCAUCGGUGUCGCCGCUGAGGUGUGGCUCUUUGUCAUCAAGAGCUCUCAAGUACAGUUUGAAAAGGACAAGUUGAGGGUAACAGAGGAGCGAAUCGGAGAUAUCAAGCUCAAGCGAAGAAUAAGAGAAAUCAAAAAAGGUAUUAGCAUUGUAGAUCAAAACAAUCAGAAAACUCUCACGAUAGUCGAUGAAACAGAACAAACUGCUGUUGUUCAAGAGAAUCAUUUUGUAUUACUUUUAAUAUUUUAUCAAGAUACUGUUAAUUGCGAUGUAUUACCAGAAAUUUCAAGUAUAACAUAUGAUCUUCACAAGUAUUAUGUUACAGGAGAUAUGGAGAAUAAUGUAAAUUAUCUGUUGAAGUUUACGGAUGCAGAUCAAAAACCUGUCUAUAGUGUAUCGUCAACUGCACAAAACAAGACAACUGUUGCAAAUAUUGAUCAAAAUACUGUGAAUAGUUUUAAGGUUCAAUAUUGUAGUACAGAUAAUCCUGAUUUGUGUUCACCUUUAAAGGAUAUUAAUCCUUUUUGCGUCGAUGGAGACAUUAUUAAGAUCCCUACUCAAUAUGAUAUUCCAGUUCCAGUGACUGGUAGAUUUUUUAAAUACAUUCAAAGAAAUACACCAACUUUCAAUGUCGAUGCAAAGUUUAACACUAUCAACGAUACUUUUGCCUACUUUUCAAUAUCCAAAAGUUUUUUCUAUCAAUAUAUUUCCAAUACAAACACAGAGACAACUUUGACUUUUGAUUUAUUAAAAGCCUAUCCUCAAAUUCAAUGGAUUGAUCCAAGUAUCAGUUCUGUAACUAAGAAUGGUGGAGUUUUAACGAUCAAUGGUGACAACUUUGGAUAUGAUGCAAACAAUAUAACAAUUCAGUAUGAUGGUACACCAUACCCUAUUGAUAGAGUCUAUACAGACAAUUCCAUCUUGAUGGCCACUAUUCCAAACUCAUUAAAUAAUAUUAAAAACAUUUAUAUACAAUCAUAUAAUAGAGCAUCUAAAACAUUUGAUUAUAGAUAUGUAAGAAAUGUUGCAAUUUCAGUAAAACCUUAUUCCACUUUUGGUGGUUUCGUUUUUACCUUGAUUGGUUUCAAUUCAAAAGAAAUAAGUGAAAUUCGUAUGAACGAUCAAAUCUGUACUAUUCAAAGUGUAGUUAAUUAUAAUUCUUUAAUUUGCGGAAUAUCUUCUCUAAGUGAUACUGGAAACACUUACUUUCCAAAUUUAUUUUUAAAAGAUGGAACUAAAGUUAUCGGCAACAUCCAAACCUUAAGCCAUACACCAACGGUUCAAUAUAUCAGUCCUCUAGACACUAAGGAAGUUCAAUUUAUCAUUUCAGACCUACCUAUCAAUACUACAUCACAACUUUCUCUAUCCAUUGGAAACUCAACUUGUGUCAUUAAUAAUAAUAAUUUUAAUCAAGGAUCAAAUAGAUUUACUUGUAAUAGAGAUCUUACUUCUUCAAGUCUAACUAUUGUUAUUCAAAUUGGAAGUGUUAUUUUGAAUCUAAACAUUCAAUAUUUUAAUCAGGCAGUUGAUAUAUUCGGUUUGAAUCUAAUAGAACCCAAAUCACUAAAUUUGUUUGGAGGUUUCUAUGAAACCAAAUACUUUGGAAAUAAUAAUUCUAUUAUUGUUUUUCAAUGUUAUAAAAUAGAUAAAACAGUGAACUAUACAUAUACCCUUGAUUUCCCAGGUUCUAUUCAAACUCACCAAGGAAAUUUAAUAUUUUUCAAUCAAUCAAUUAUUUCUACUGGUGGAGGUACUACUAUUGGAAGUACUACCGGUGGUACUACUGGUGGAGGUGGUACAACUGAAGGUACAAGCAGAGGUACAAGUGGUGGUCCAUUUAUACCUGGUUAUCCUAAACCCAAUGAUGAUCUAAAGAAAAUUAUUAUUAUAAUUGCUCCAAUUGCUUUUGUUGUAAUAUGUGGUCUGAUAGUAGCAAUUAUCGUUAUUUACAAGAAGAAACAAUCAAAUUUGAAGAGAAAUUAUGCUUCUGAAGAAAAUAAUUUGGAUUCAAGCACCAAUCCUCAACAAAAGACUAAACUUACUCUUGAGAAUAUGAGUAAAGAUACUGAUGAUUAUGACCAUUUCUAA
Molecule: messenger RNA, 2694 nt
Organism: Heterostelium album PN500
Lineage: Eukaryota; Evosea; Eumycetozoa; Acytosteliales; Acytosteliaceae
Exons: 8
Coding region: 1-2694 (897 amino acids)
Biological process (GO): vacuolar proton-transporting V-type ATPase complex assembly
Cellular component (GO): endomembrane system
Source: RefSeq, a predicted model, not a curated record